Messenger RNA from Anguilla anguilla (European eel), 6325 nucleotides. RefSeq names its product probable phospholipid-transporting ATPase IF. The transcript has 30 exons. Lineage: Eukaryota; Metazoa; Chordata; Actinopteri; Anguilliformes; Anguillidae. Gene Ontology annotation, biological process: phospholipid translocation. The record is from RefSeq and is a predicted model, not a curated record. Gene Ontology annotation, molecular function: ATP binding; magnesium ion binding; ATPase-coupled intramembrane lipid carrier activity. Gene Ontology annotation, cellular component: plasma membrane; endoplasmic reticulum; trans-Golgi network. The coding region runs from base 246 to 3650 and encodes 1134 amino acids.
AACGGCAACGAAGGGAGCAGUGGCGCAAGCAGAAGGGGAGGCGAGCAUACGCCGCAAACAGCGCAUUCCAUCUACUGAGUACUGAGCCGGAGGGGGAUUCCCACGCAGUUGAGAAGAGGGGACGUGAAAAGAGAAAAUGGUUUGCAUAACGUGAACGAGGACCGCCGAUUGACGGAGUAAAAUUUUAGCCAGCUGUAUGUAUUGGGAAAGUUACAUUUUUGGAGUUGCUGAGCGAUAUCACCAGGAUGCUACGCUGGAUACGGCAACAGCUGGGCUUUGCCCCGCCCCAUCUGAGUGACACAAGAACGGUUUACAUUGCUAACAGGUUUCCCCAGCAGGACCAUUAUGUGCCACAGAGGUUUGCAGACAACAGAAUCAUUUCAUCCAAGUACACCAUCUGGAAUUUUGUCCCGAAGAAUCUAUUCGAGCAGUUCAGAAGAAUAGCCAACUUUUAUUUCCUGAUCAUUUUUCUGGUCCAGCUCAUGGUAGACACACCUACUUCCCCUGUGACCAGUGGACUUCCUUUAUUCUUUGUCAUUGUUGUAACGGCUGUAAAGCAGGGUUAUGAGGAUUGGCUACGGCACAAAGCGGACAACGAGGUCAAUGGGGCCCCCGUGUUUGUGGUACGGAGUGGCAGCCUGGUGCACACCCGGUCCAAGAACAUCCGAGUUGGGGAUAUCGUGAGGGUGGCCAAAGACGAGACGUUCCCCGCGGACCUGGUCCUUCUGUCGUCCGACAGGCCGGAGGGGACCUGCCACAUCACCACCGCCAGCCUGGACGGAGAGACCAAUCUGAAGACCCACUUCGCCGUCCCGGAGACGGCUGCGUGCAGGGACGCGUCCCAGCUGGAGGCCCUGAGCGCCGUGGUGGAGUGCCAGCAGCCCGAGGCGGACCUCUACAGGUUUGUCGGACGGAUGAUAGUGAUGCAGCAAGGGGAAGAGAUUGUAAGACCCUUAGGCCCAGAAAAUGUCCUUCUCCGUGGAGCAAGACUGAAAAACACCAAGGAAAUCUUCGGCGUGGCAGUCUACACGGGAAUGGAGUCCAAGAUGGCCCUGAACUACAAGUGCAAGUCUCAGAAACGCUCUGCGGUGGAGAAGUCCAUGAACACGUACCUGCUCAUCUACCUGGGCAUCUUGCUGUUUGAGGCCAUUCUCAGCACCAUCCUGAAGUAUGCCUGGCAAGCGGAGGGCAAGUGGGACGAGCCCUUCUACAACCAGAAGACUGAGCAGGAGAGGAACAGCAGCCAGAUUUUGAAGUUUAUCGCCGAUUUCCUGGCCUUCAUGGUCCUUUACAACUUCAUCAUCCCCAUUUCGCUCUACGUGACCGUGGAGAUGCAGAAGUUCCUGGGCUCCUUCUUCAUCGUUUGGGACCUGGACCUCUACCACAAGGAGAGCGACCAGAACGCCGAGGUCAACACCUCCGACCUCAACGAAGAGCUGGGACAGGUGGAGUACGUGUUCACCGACAAAACCGGCACGCUGACGGAGAACGAGAUGCGUUUCCGCGAGUGCUGCAUCAACGGCGCCAAGUACAUGGAGAUCAACGGCAGGCUCGUCCCCGAGGGAAUGAUGGCCGACUGUCUGGACGGCCCUUUGCCACAGCUGGGACAGGAGGAGGAGCUGUUCCUGAAGGCCGUGGCGCUUUGUCACACGGUGCAGAUCAGCUACGAUCACGUGGACGGGCGCAAGGACCACCUCCCGCACGCCAACGGGGCCUCGUCCCACAUGGAGUACUACGCCUCCUCCCCCGACGAGAAGGCCUUAGUGGAAGCUAUGAAAAGGAUGGGCGUAACCUUCAUGGGAAACAAUGGUGAAAACAUGGAAAUCCGCACUUCGGGCGGAUCAGAGAAGUAUAAACUGCUCCACGUUUUAGAGUUUGAUGCGAACAGAAGAAGGAUGAGUGUGAUUGUGGAAACCCCGUCAGGGGAAAAGGUGCUGUUCACUAAAGGAGCAGAGUCGUCCAUUUUUCCUCACAGCACGGGUGGAGAAAUGGCUAAGACGCGAGUCCACGUCGAUGAGUUUGCAUUGAAAGGCUUGCGCACCCUGGUGGUGGCCUGCAGGCGCUUCAGCGGGCAGGAGUACCAGGAGGUGGAGAAGAGGCUCCACUGGGCCCGCACCGCCCUGCAGCAGCGGGAGGAGAAGCUGGCCGAGGUCUUCGGCUUCAUCGAGAGGGACCUGGAGCUGCUGGGCGCCACCGGCGUGGAGGACAAGCUGCAGGACAAGGUGCAGGAGACCAUCGAGGCCCUGCGCCUGGCGGGGAUCAAGGUGUGGGUGCUGACCGGAGACAAGCACGAAACGGCGGUCAGCGUCAGCCUGUCCUGCGGCCACUUCUACCGCACCAUGAACGUCCUGGAGCUGCUGCAGCAGAAGUCGGACAGCGAGUGCGCCGAGCAGCUGAGGAAGCUGGCCAGGAGGAUCCAGGAGGACCACGUUGUCCAGCACGGGCUGGUGGUUGACGGGGCCAGCCUGUCUCUCGCCCUGAGGCAGCAUGAGAAGCUCUUCAUGGAGGUGUGCAGAAACUGCGCGGCCGUGCUGUGCUGUCGCAUGGCCCCGCUGCAGAAGGCCAAGGUGGUGCGACUGAUUAAAACAUCCCCUGAGAAGCCCAUCACGUUAGCGGUUGGGGAUGGAUCCAACGAUGUCAGUAUGAUCCAAGAAGCUAAUGUCGGUAUCGGUAUCAUGGGCAAAGAGGGAAGACAAGCUGUGAGAAACAGUGAUUAUGCAAUCGCAAGAUUUAAAUUCCUGGCCAAAUUGCUGCUGGUCCACGGUCACGUUUACUACAUCAGAAUAGCAACGCUUGUACAAUAUUUUUUCUACAAGAACGUGUGUUUUAUAACACCCCAGUUUUUAUACCAGUUCUUCUGUCUGUUCUCACAACAAACGCUGUACGACAGCGUGUACCUGACCCUGUACAACAUCUGCUUCACCUCUCUGCCUGUGCUGGUGUACAGCCUCUUUGAGCAGCUGCUCCAUCCGCACACGCUGCAGAGCAAGCCGGCGCUCUACAGAGACAUCAGUAAAAACUCCCUCCUCUCCUUCAGAAGCUUUGUGUACUGGACUCUUCUGGGGUUCUUCCAUGCCUUUGUCUUCUUCUUUGGUUCCUACCUUCUGAUGGGAGAGGACACCACACUAUUGGGCAACGGACAGAUGUUUGGAAACUGGUCGUUCGGCACGCUGGUUUUCACCGUAAUGGUCGUCACCGUCACGCUGAAGCUGGCCCUGGAGACGCACUUCUGGACCUGGAUGAAUCAUUUGGUCACGUGGGGCUCCAUCGCCUUCUUCUUCAUCUUCUCCUUCUUCUACGGAGGAAUCAUCUGGCCCUUCCUCGACACACAGGACAUGUACGGCGUCUUCACCAAGCUGCUGUCCAGCGGCUCGGCCUGGUUCUCCAUCAUCGUCAUCGUCGUCACCUGCCUGUUCCCCGACGUCAUCAAGAAGGUCCUCUACAGACAGCUCAGACCCACCAGCACUCAGAAAUCCCAGAUGCACUCCGACGCGGUUGCCAUAGGCGACGACCUCAUCGCCCUGCAGCCGCUGUCCAGAGCCAGGACUCAGCUGGGGAAGAUUAGAUGGAAGAGUGACAGGUGUCAGUCAGCUCAGAAUGUGACUCUGCUGAAAGCAGGGAUAGAGGGGAAGACCGGCGGCAGCUGCUAGCCUCCCCUCUCCCGGUCAAACUAGGUAGUGCUGCCUGCCAGGUCUGGUGGCUGUGUGCAUGCAAAUAGGUUGGUGUGUGUAGCAGAGUAUGCAGUCAUUAUGGUGUGUUUGUUAGUGCGUAUACGUGUGUAUGUGUGUGCUUGUGUGCAUGUGUGCGUGCGUGUGCUUGUACUUGUUUGUACUUGUUUGUGUGUGUGUAUGUGUAACCUGUUCCCACGCAGCUAAAGCAUGGCACUGUAGAGUGCAGUUGAGCUGUCGUUGGGUGAGCCACCAGAUGAUCCUUGUAUGUUUUCAUCUGCUUCCUGCCUACAUCGUGAUCCAUUUUUACAUGCAGUACUUUAUGUUUAAGGCUCAUUGUUUUCGGUUUUUGUCUGUGUUUAUUUUCAAUAUAAAAAAACAGUGAAAAUCAGUUGGGGGAAAAAUAGCCUUAUACAAAAAUCCAAGUGAAAAUCAGAUAAUAAAAAUCACAAUGCAGAGAUCGGGGUUAAAAUGAGAUUUGAAUUCCAAACAUUGACAACUUCCAUUGCAUAAUCGAUAGCUUGUUUUCACUUUCUCCCCGCUUUCUGUUUCUGGGUGCUUGCUCCAAGCCAUCCUGCUUGGCUAGCUGAAUUGCCACUCAGGGCGCUCAUGUGCAUAGCAGUUGUUGCUAAGCGUCCACCACGGGGUCCGUCAAGCUUUCGUUUCGCAGUCAUUGAGGAUCUUAACUAAAAUAGCCUCAUGUGUAUUAAAAUAAAUAAAAAAUGAGGAAGCAAAUCCAUUUUCCAAUUUUCCAUGGGUAUAGAAUAAAAGUAAAUGGUAUGUUCUAUGAAGUAGUUAGCUAGUCACCCUUCAAUUCACAGACAGUUCUGUCCUGUUAUGACAGUGCUACUGACUUCCACUGACAGCAGAUGAGGCUUCUCUAAUUUAUGCUGAGAGCAAUAACAUUAUGCACAAAUGUUUUCCUUAUUAUUCAUUAUAUCAUUAAUAUAAUUCUGAACAGCAUACUGCAGUCCCUGCUGUCAAAAUCUGGAUGAAAUAACAGAUCUUUGUCUCCAAAAGUGGUCAUUAAUAGCCUGUCGCAUCUCUGCUGGAGGGUUGCUGACAAUUGCCAUCAUUAACUAGCUAACGUCAACGUUAAUAAAACUUUGUUACUUAGAAGUAUAAAAUCAGUUUUUUUCAAGAUUACCAUGAAAUAAUUAAGUGGAUGCACUGUAACGUAUCUUGGAGGUGCUUGAUUAACAAAGGGGUAAUCUGUGUUCAAUCUGAUGAAGUCCAUACAAAUACAAGUAAAUAUAACUGACGGGUCCUCACGGUGGGCUUUCUAUGGAAAAUUGCUUUCCGAAGCGAAAGCUUGACGGAAUUAGCAACAGUAACUAAGGAGAGCGGGAUUUGGGCGGGGCUUGACAAAGGGUUAAUUUUGCCACAAGAGGACACUGUUUCCAAUUUCGCAUGCUUGGAAACAUAAAAUCCGAGCGAAAUCGGUUUUUAAAAUCCUGGUAUUUUUCAGUGAAAAUCGGUUAAAAACCGAAAACAGCGAGCAUUACUUACAUUGCAUGCUUGUUUUUAUUUUCCGCUUGAGAGCCAAGCGUAAGGAUAAUUUCCAGGUUAUGCUGUUGGUUGAAGGUGGCUGUGCUUUUCAGCUGUAUAGUCAAACAAGAAUUAGCCUUAUAUUCUUGCAUUUAGAUCAAUAUCUAUUUGUAGGUCACCAGCAGUCCAUUGUUUAUCACCUGAUUAGUGGGAACAUAGUAUGCGUUUAAGCACUUCAGGAAGUGUGCUCCACACUGAAAGCCUGGCAUUGUGUUUGAAUGCAUGUGGAACACCAGUUUGCAGAAGAAGGUGAUGAUGAUGCUCAUCAUAUACUACAGAAGCAGUUGUCCUGGUGGUGUGAGAGGAGAUCCAACUGUCAAGGAUGAAGACUCUUUCCUCAGAUGGAAAAAUGAUCUUGCUGAAACAGAAUAUUUUUUUAAACUGUUAGAGAGCUGUCUGUUCCAGUCCAUACUCCAGGUACAGAGGACAGCUGCAGAAUGCCGUAGAGAGGUUGAGACGUCACAGAGAGUUGAGACUCCUCAAUAGCAGCGCAGAUGCAAAAGCUCUCUCCUUAUUCUGACACGCCUCAUCUGGAGCGGCUCUCCAGUGAGUGCCUCUUGACGGCUCGAGAAAAUAUAUUCGCUCUUGCCGGAAAUAAAAAUGAUGGACGGUUCGACGCUAUAGCCCCGUCUGUCAUCCUUGAAUAACUGGGACGUGUCGUGUUUCCGUCAGUUGUUCCCCUAGUCGGUACGACUCGGAUAGAGCUGAGACGUCGCUCACUGGGGAACAUCUAUCACGGUAAUCUUAUUGAUUUCCUUAGAGAAUCGCCGCACCCACCCGCCGCAUCGUAAACAAACACAGCCCGGUGUCACAUGGGCUUUGGAGUCCUGCUUGCAGAGGGGACAGUCUUUGAAGCGCCACGGCGUUGAAUCUGCGCAGAAUCCUUUUUCAAACGCGGGACUUCAGUGAAGUUAAAUGCGAAAGGCUAGUGGGAUUGCAAGACAGUGGUCAGCCUGGAAAAGGGAAAGUUGUCAAACCAGAAUAGUUUCGUAUAAAAAUGUGAGGUAGAAUGUCCGUUUGAUUUGAGAAACCAGCUUAUCGCCUUUUUAACUAGUUUGACUUUUACUCACAGGACAGGGGCUGAGAUGCAUCUUGGGAUAUUGUUUCGG